CUAAGAGAAUGGGCACGCUUCAUGCAUGUUCCGUUCUUUCUUGGCUGCAAACUCCGCGAGGCAAGGGCCUGUGUCGCUACAGGAUUGGGUCCUUGUAGUCCCAGAGAAUGGGCACACUUCAUGCAUUGUCCUGCCUUGGAGUCAAGUGGGCCAACAUAACCCUACACGUGAGAUGCACUUGGUCCACAAAGCAAGAAGCAGCCUUCAAGGUGAGUACCCAAUGCUCUGUUCUUUCUUGACUGCAAACUCUGCGAGGCAAAGUGCUAUGUCGCUACAGACUUGGCCCCUGUACUCCCCGAGGACGCUGUGAAAUUCGGGGCUGUAUAACUCCAGGCUACAAGCUUGGGUCCCUUCAGUCCUAGAGAACUGACAAGCUGGUCUGUGAAUAGGUGCUUCGUGGGUCUUUAUUCUCUUGGCAGCAGAACCCCUAAGAGAAUGGGCAUGCUUCAUGCAUGUUCCGUUCUUUCUUCCCUGCAAAUUCCGCAAGGCAAUUUGCUGUGUAACUCCAGGCUACAAGCUUGGGUCCCUUCAGUCUUAGAAAACUGGCAAACAGGUCUGUGAAUAGCUGCUUCGUGGCUCUUUAUUCUCCUGGCAGCAGAACCCCUAAGAGAAUGGGCACGCUUCAUGCAUGUUCCGUUCUUUCUUCCCUGCAAACUCCCCAAAGCAAUGUGCUGUGUAACUCCAGGCUACAAGCUUGGGUCCCUUCAGUCCUAGAGAACUUGCAAACAGGUCUGUGAAUAGGUGCUUCGUGGCUCUUUAUUCUCCUGGCAGCAGAACCCCUAAGAGAAUGGGAACGCUUCAUGCAUGUUCCGUUCUUUCUUGCCUGCAAACUCUGUGAGGCAAUAUGCUGUGUAACUCCAGGCUACAAGCUUGGGUCCCUUCAGUCCUAGAGAAUUGGCAAGCAGGGCUAUGAAUAGGUGCUUCGUGGGUCUUUAUUCUCCUGGCAGCAGAACCCCUAAGAGAAUGGGCACGCUUCAUGUAUGUUCCGUUCUUUCUUCCCUGCAAACUCCGCGAGGCAAGGGCCUGUGUCGCUGCAGGAUUGGGUCCUUGUUGUCCCAGAGAAUGGGCACACUUCAUGCAUAGUCCUGCCUUGGAGUCAAGUGGGCCAUGAUAACCCUACACGUGAGAUGCACUUGGUCCACACAGCAAGAAGCAGCCUUCAAGACUCCGCGAGGCAAGGGCCUGUGUCGCUACAGGAUUGGGUCCUUGUUGUCCCAGAGAAUGGGCACACUUCAUGCAUUGUCCUGCCUUGGAGUCAAGUGGGCCAAGAUAACCCUACACGUGAGAUGCACUUGGUCCACACAGCAAGAAGCAGCCUUCAAGGUUGUGUCAUAUGUCUGGCCACAGGGACUGUGGAUGAAUCCCUCCCCAGGGGCAUAUUCCAAGGAUGAGAAACAAAUCAAAAUGGAGAAUGUUAAAGAGGUCCAGGGGGCAGCCGAGUGCCUGCUCUGCAUGCAGAAGUUCCCAGAGGGCAGCCGACGAUGGGACAGACUGGGAAUCUCAAAGUGUGGCUGGUCAACCAGUCCCUUCAGCAUUCUCCAGAACAGGGCCCGGGCAGCUGACUGGGCGUUCCGGCUUCCGGGAGAGCCCGACGCAACCGCCUCCUUUCCAGGGCUCCGGCUGUGCAGUGCUGGGGCCGGGGCCUCCGCCCCAGGGCCCCCAUCCGCUGACGCUGUGGCUGGCGGGAGAUUCCGGAGGGACAGAAGAGCAGCCCUGCUGCUGGAUCAGGCCCCAGGAAGCCCAGCUGGCCCAGCAUCCUGCUUCCGCCCCACAGUGGCCCACCACCAGAGGCCUCUGGGGAGCCCACACAGGCAAGAGAUGGCGAGCCCUCUGAGGCCGGGGAGCUGCUUCGUGGAGCCUUUUUCCCGCGGGUGGAAAUGGAGUCCGAACCAGGCCUCUCGGGGUUGCCCGGAACCGAACCCCCCGGAGUGGAGACCUGUUCCAGCAGAAGAAAAGAGAGGAUUGGUGGCGUAACCGAAGAACCGAAAAAGAGCCCUUCUGGAUGAGAGCAAAGGCCCAUCAGCUUCACCACCCACUUUCUACAAAGCCUGCAGCAGGGGCGUAACGAGGCUGGAGUGGGCCCAGAGACAAAAUUUUGAAAUGGGCCCCUCGCUGAUCUACACACACUCACUUCACAUGUGACUUGCCUCUGGGGAGCCCCUCGAGGCGUGGGGGCCCCCAAGCAGCCUCCUCCCCUUGCCUAAUGGCAGUUACGCCCCUGGCCUGCAGGCUGGGCAUCGAAGGAAUAGCGCGGAAAGCUCCACUUCCGCUGUGGGCCGGUUACAAUCUCGGAGAAAGGACGGAGCAACUACUUCGGAGCUCCCCAUUGAAUGUGGGGGGCGGGCGGAGCCGGAAGUGAUGGGUAGAAGCCAGGCGACCGUCACCUCUAUGGCACAAAAGCAAAUGGUGUCUCGCGAAUCACGGGUUGGAGGAGGGGCGUGGCUUUGACCUGCUUCCGGCGGAACCAUUGAGCUGGUGAAAGAAGUCUCCGGCGGAAGAAGGGGGAACUUUCGUUUCGGGAAGUAGCUGGG
Molecule: messenger RNA, 2531 nt
Organism: Hemicordylus capensis (graceful crag lizard)
Lineage: Eukaryota; Metazoa; Chordata; Lepidosauria; Squamata; Cordylidae
Exons: 9
Coding region: 1108-1974 (288 amino acids)
Source: RefSeq, a predicted model, not a curated record